CGCAUGACGUUGAAUAUGUCAUUGAAAUGCGUGCGUUUGGUUCUAUCAUUGUUCUAACCUUUAUGGCCGGUCCGGAUUCCAAUUUUUUGGAUGGGGGAGAUAUUGCAGCUUUAACUCAUAUUUUAAUUGAAUAUAUUGAUUAGACUCGAGAUAGAGAGAGAGAGAGAGAAGGAGAAGAGCCGUGUUGUGACAUUAUCAUGACUGGUUUCUUUUCUCUCACAAUUUACAUCACAAGUCAGCCCUAAUCUCGUUCUCUGCAAUAAACUCUCUAAUUCUGUUGUUUGUUUGUCUAUUCUCUCUCUCCCCCUCUCUUUUCACUGUUUUUUUCUCCUCACGCACUUUCGCGAUCCUUGAGACUUUUUUCUUCAAAGAAAAGCUAUACCGGGCGAACACCACCGACGAUCCAGGAACAAUAGAUGAGAAGAGAUUAUCGGGCAGAAGAACCAAUGGGAGUAAGGCCUAGCCCCAAACACAAAAGAACUUAUCAAACAUACCACGCUCCACUACUCAUCGAUGGGUGUCGUAAGAAGGGCUUUCAAAAGGCAUUCGUCUUCGUAAUAGACGCAUAUAUUAUUCACUCUCUCUGGAACUUGGUUGUAUGCGUUUGUGGUAUAUUUGGGGAACAAAUCGGCGUGAAAAAGGCAUAUAGUCAAUGUCCUGUCGGCGGAAUAUACGAAUGUUUUCGAUCUUCAGGAUAUAUUAGAGUACGAUCAUACGUGUCACAACGUGGUUCUAAGUAUAUUUAGUAUAAAAGUGAAGCAGUGUCGUCUUUCCUCAUGAAACAAAUACCAGGACCAUCGUGCACUAUGGUGAAGAGAUAUUACACUAUCAGAGUCAGUCGGACGGUGGCCCAUGUUUUCUGUCUCUGUUUCGCCAUCACUUUUUGCACUCUUCUCGUAGCUUUGCCCUCGUUGGAAAAAUCUCGCCAGUCAUCGCCGUUCAUCGAGGUCGAUCGGCGGGCGGGGUCUUCCGAGCACGACAUCGAGGUCCAGGAUGAGCCCUUGGUCCUAGUGGAGUACGACCCGGCCGAGGCGGCCCUGAAACGGGAAGAGGACAAGAUGAGAGAAAGGGCGGCGAAAGAAGCCAAGGCGAGACAGGAUGCCGAGAGAAGGCUCGGUGAAAGGGAAAGAGUAAGAGAAACGGAGAGGGACAGGGAAAGAGAUAGGCAGAGAUACGUGGAGAGGGAAGAACCGAGGUUGCCUGCGAGGGCCCCUGUACGUGAAGCCCCCAAAGAGGUGGCUCGCCGACCAGAUGAACGACGGGUAGAAUCAGCUCCCGUCAGGAUCAAGCUACCUAACGGCAUGAAGGGAUGCGCCAGACCCUCUCCCUAUGGACGUGGUUAUAAUGUUGAUCGCGACACCACUGGACAAAUCAAUGCUGCCUGCACAAUGGACGAAAAAGAGGUCACUCGCAAUGUCCGUAACACAACCAUCAAAUCCUUGUGCGCGGUAGAGGAACUGAACCACUUCUCUCUGUUGAACAGCGAGCAAAGAAGGACUCUUGACGCUCAAGUACUCGUAGACGACGCGCACAAAUUUAUGUACUGCUUCGUGCCUAAAGUAGCGUGCUCUAACUGGAAGCGUGUCAUAAAAUACAUGAACAACAAGGUGCCCGACUUGGAGACGCCGAUGAAGAUGGACCACCGUAAAGACUUGGUCUUCCUCCACGAUUUCAGCGAUGAAGAAAUCCAGCUCAGGCUCAAGACCUACUACAAGUUCAUGUUCGUCCGGGACCCGACCGAGAGGUUACUGUCGGCGUACAGGAAUAAGUUCGGGGAAAAUAUCGGUUCGUACAACGCCAAGUACGGUCCGAAGAUCAUCGAGAAGUACCGCAAACCUGGUAAGUUGAUUGAAGGUUCGGAUCAGUCAAUGAUUACCUUCGAGGAGUUCUUGCGUUUCCUGGUGGACAGCGACACCCGACGGAUGGAUCCUCACUGGCGACCCAUGCAUGAGUUGUGUCAACCCUGCGCCAUGAAAUACGACUUCGUCGGAUCCUUUGAGCAGUUGUCGGAGGAUGCUACGUUGAUCAUCAAUAAAGUCCGUGGAAGCAGUGACGCCUAUUUUCCGGCGAGACAGAGCUGGUAUAAACCUACGACCGAUGAGAAGAAAAAUCAACAGCUGAACAAUGUCCACCCUACCUACAUGAAACAGGUCGUGGAUAAGUACGCGAAGGACUACAUCCUAUUUGGAUACCCGCCGCCAAUUUCUGACAUUACAAGGCCAAAAGGUUUAUGAUCUUAACCUAAGGGACAUUCAUUGAUAUUUAUGUUUUGCAUUGUUUCAAAUGAAAAUAUCGAUGAGAAAUCCAUUUAAAGAUAUUCUAAAUCAUUAUAUGUGGUCAGCUAAAUAUGAAACCAAAGAUAGCAUUGUUAUUGCAACACACCACAGUGUUAAAUCCUCGUAACCUCAAGUUUGCAGAAUUUGACGAAGUGUCUUUGUGAUUUGACAUCUUUCGUGAGCACUUCUCUUAACCCGUUGACUACUGAAUUAUCUAUUUCCCAUAGACUAACACAGGGACCACCAGGUUCCAGUAAGCAAUGGGUUAACGCCCCUCACCAUUGAUUCUAGUACACGUGCAGACGUUCCCCGGGUCCCCCGAAGUAUGUUUGGUAUGCUUGCGCCUCUUUUCCCAAGACAUUUGACCCUAGAUACAGAAAUACAUCUUGAUUACCAUACUUUACCAGCUGAGCGAUGGUAUAGUCGGGGUAGUAGCCGAAUGGCAUCCCUUCAGUUUUCUCAAGCUAGGUUACUUUUUUAAUUCGUGUUCGUCCCUAAAUUUUUCAAAUUAUAACGCCCCCUUAUACCCCCGGUGAAUUUCGGAAUAUUUGGUCCUUCUCUACAGGCUUACUAGGCCUUGUUCGGGAGGGGGAGGACGGAGGUUGCAUAAGUAUUUGCAAAUUUGAUCUGACAACCCCCAUCUAAAAUUAUGUAACGUCGCUACCGGCUACGAACCCAAUGAGCUUUUAGAAUCAAGUGUAGUUUGACGGAGUAUCCCUGUCUAUCAUUUUCGCUAAUGACCAUUCGAUCUAGGAGAUGUCAAAGCGUUUUCAAUUCGUGUUUGUGUGUGAUUGAUGGGAUACACGGGAAUGGACACUGUCCAGUUGGUUCAAAUUGCUGACAAACUGUUGUAGUGAUCCGAAAUUAACCAUCUAGGUUAAUGACUUAAUGCCCUGCCCUAGAAAAAACAUAAUGACAGGGUUUUGUUUUUACUGAUAAUGGAUCUAGUUAAUUUAUAUUUCCCACAUUAGUAGUUCGUAUCGUGCACUUUAAAACACGAACGGAAUCAGUGGGACUGAAAAAGUUGGCCUUGAUGCCGAUAUUGCAAAUGGACAAUGUUCACGCAGGCGCAGGACGGAUUAUGGA
Strongylocentrotus purpuratus (purple sea urchin) is the source of this 3362-nucleotide messenger RNA. Its product is annotated as carbohydrate sulfotransferase 14. The coding region runs from base 777 to 2234 and encodes 485 amino acids. Gene Ontology annotation, molecular function: sulfotransferase activity. The record is from RefSeq and is a predicted model, not a curated record. Gene Ontology annotation, biological process: carbohydrate biosynthetic process. Gene Ontology annotation, cellular component: membrane. The transcript has 2 exons. Lineage: Eukaryota; Metazoa; Echinodermata; Echinoidea; Camarodonta; Strongylocentrotidae.